GGGGACCGAAAGUUGCGUUGCAACUUAUGCGGCCACCUGCUUCAGGGGGGGUCGUCGAAGGUCGCGCGUCAUUUCACGCAGUCGAAGUUCUUCAAGGCUGGGGGGAUGAGAGUUCUCGCGAAAUUUGGAACGGCACGGACUACACAUUUGUGUCGUCCACUGCUCAGCGGGUGCAGAGGUGGAUGGCAGACGAGGGCAUACGAGACACGAGAGCGCCCGCGGGUGGCCAGAGACAGCGGAUGGACGACGCAGAGAGGGACGACAUUCAGGACGCCCUCGAUGAGGAGGAGGGCCGCAAGGGUGGGGCCAGGGAGGGGGGGGUGGCAGACGAGGCAGACGAGGCAGUCAGAGAGCCUGAUCUGCUAGGGGACGAGGUGGCGAUGAUGUCAAGAGGCGUUGGUCGAGCGGGUCCCGCUCCUAGGGCACCGCGACCUGAGUUGGACCGCGUGAGGAGGGAGAAGAGGACAGUGGGGCAGGCUGCCGUGGAGGUGCCAGACACGGGCAGGGAGAAGAGGGCUCGGCAGACCACGAUUGACGAGAUGUACGCCAGGGAGAAGUUGGCUGAGUUCACAGACGCAUGGCUUCAGUGGAUCUACAUGAAGAAGUUGCCAUUCAACGCCUUCCGUGGUCCGGAGUUCCAAAGGGUGCGACAGGCAGCAGAGAGAGUGCCUCGCUCUAUCCAGUUCCGGUUUACCUCCUAUAGGGUUACAGCGGGCGCCGGUAUCCCUUCGCAGAGGGCGAAGGUGGCGACGAUGGUGAGCAAGUGGGUGCAGCAGCAGAUCCGGGACGGGAAGUUUUGGCAGCGGGUCGAGUACACCAUCCUAGUCAUGUCGCCUGUCCACCAGCUGUUGCGCAGGAUGGAUAGAGGUGGGAUGAUGAUGUCCGUCGUUUACGAGUGGAGUCAUCAUCUGCUGCAGUUGAUGAGGAGGGUGGACGUGCCGGAGGACAUGAUCGAGCCGUGCGUGCGUGAGGUUGCCAUCCGCAACCACCACAUGCUAGAGCCCGCACAUGCUGCGGCCCACCUCCUCAACCCUCGUGGACGGUCCCUCACGUAUUACCAUUCGCUGCAGACGACCGCCGAGGACCGUUGUGUGGUCGAGGAGUGCGACAGAUUUCUCCUGGUGCAGACCGGCGGCGAUCCGGUUGGCUUAUUGUACAGGACCGUGAAGGACCAGAUGAGGGCGUUCCACUCGAGGCGAGGGGAUUGGGGAGAUCGUGACCUCUCCGAUGCCGAGGCGGCCGAUUGCAGGGGGGACAGCGAGACCGAGCGAUGUGCAGCGUGGUGGUUUGAGCAUGGACGUGCCCACCCGGAGUUGCGCACCAUUGCCAUCCGUGUCAUGCACUUGUGGACGUCUGCCUCUCCAGCGGAGAGGAACUGGGCUGAGCACGAGCGCGUCAGCACGGCGAGGCGCUGCACGCUUGGGUUUGCCAAGCUUGCACAGCUGGUUGAGAUUGCCACCAAUCUCAAACCAGCCUCGUGCACAUGGCAGGGUGGUGGCUACGUGUUGCCAUGGGUUAUGGGGACCAGUCGGGGGGGGACGGCGGCAAAGGAGGAGGAUGAGGAGGGAGAUGUAGAGCCCGAGGUGUGGGGAGCGCGACCUGAUGGCAGUGUUCUCGAGCAGGACAUCCAGCGACAGAUUGUCUCUUUCCUUAUCACUGGUGAUGUGCCGUCGACCGCGCCGGUGAGUGGCAGCAGUAGAGCCGGCGGUGGUCAUGUAGGACGUUUGCAUGUGGAGGUUCGCGAGGACGACGCGGGGGAGCAGCAGUCACGGGGAGGUCUUCGUCACACAGGCAGGCGUUGGGAGGUUAGGAGCGACAGCGAGGCCGAGGGGGAGGCCAAGGAGGAGGAGGUGCCCCUUCGCGAUCGUCGCUUCUCUCCCUCCCAUUAUUCGAUCUCUGCACAGCCCGAGGCACUUAGGCGUUCACAGAGGUUGGCAUCGGCAGCAGGCAGAGACCGGACACAUGAUGGUGAGUAUUGUGGGGGGGAGAGGACUCCUUCCCACGCCGGUAUCCGCCCCCGCUCGCCGUCGGUGCUCCGCACACAGGACUUCGACGUCGUAGGGCGUGGUGGGAGCUUGGGAGAUAUCAGUGUCGAGGGACGUCGAUGUGCCUCACCGCAGGAGGAGCGCACAAACGCGGACGUUGAGUCGGGCCCUGUUGAGACUGAGGAGGCGAGGGAUGCCCGUUUGGACCGAGAGGAGGAGGAGCGGCUGAGGAGUUUGCCACAGUGGGAGGGUCGGUUCGCGUUUCUCGACGAGCAGCGUCGGCAGAGGGACUUGGAGACAGGAGGGGGGGGGAGUCGUGACGUCGACGACUCGGGUGUCCCUGAGGAGGCGGUUCAGGGGGAGUUCGAUUAUGAGGGGCAGGAUGCCGCCGCAGGUGGUGGGUCAUAUGGUGGACGACGCGGCGACGAGGAGACCGCGGGUGUCCCUGAGGGGCAGGAUGUUAUCAUGGGCCGUGGCGAUAGCGAGACUGCGGGUGAUGAGGGACAGGGUGCCGCAAUGUGCGGCAGAGGAGAGGGUAGACCCGGUGGAGAUGGGGAUACCUCGGGUCUCGGUCGAGACGAUGGACCGGACGACGACGAUGACGACGACCACGGUCCCGAGGACGAUCCCGACGUUAGAGGGAGGGAGUUCGGUGCGGGUGAGGUGGGGUCCGGCAGACCCAGCGACGGCGGCAGAGAUAGCGCAGGAUCGAUGCCUCCACCGCCCGCACGGACUCCGGAGGCCAAGUUCAACACCGGGAACCGGACGGUGGCACCCGGAGUUGCGGACAGUGGCGGUUCCCCGCUGCUAGUCCGAGGAGGUGUGGGUGGCAGAUGGUCAGCUGUUCGUCGGGUCGGGGACCGGUUGCAGGCGGAUUACGACGCAGGGAGGGGCGUCUUCACGGGACGUACGCCUGUUCAGGCGCAGGCUGCGGAGGGUGGGUCCGAACGUCCGAGCCUGCAGAUGGCAGGCCGCAUGCUUGGUUUGUCACGAACGGAGACGAGGAUAUCAUUGGUCCUCGAGGCCCCAGGGACAUUCAAGGACAGGCUGCGGGGAGAGCAGUUCACAUCGGGCGAUGAGGGGUUGUUGAUGCGUCCCGAGACGAGACGACAGCAUGGCCUCUCGGAGGUUGAGGCUCGACUCGCUGCAGGGAUCGCCGCAGGGCAGGCAACAUUGGACGCGAUUCAGAGGGAGAGAGAGAGGGGGACUGCUGCACAGGCGGAGGAGGACAAGGAUACAGACACUGAGUUAGAGCCGAUCGAGACUGCGGUCCGCAGACACAGGGCACACGUGGCCGCGGCGGCCGCUGCAGCACAUGCGGCAUACGUUAGCGGGGCAUGUGGCACAGGUGCCGGAGGGAGAGGAGGGCRCCGGGGAGGACCGCAUGGCCGCCCAUGCGACAUAGAGAUGAUGUGCUAGUGAUAGCAAUGAAUGUGUUCUUACAUAAAUGAUGUGCUAAUGAAUGUCCAUCAGUCUC
Chara braunii is the source of this 3462-nucleotide messenger RNA. NCBI's taxonomy places the organism in Eukaryota, Viridiplantae, Streptophyta, Charophyceae, Charales, Characeae. The record is from the annotation of a GenBank genome assembly.